Molecule: messenger RNA, 6581 nt
Organism: Nomia melanderi (Alkali bee)
Lineage: Eukaryota; Metazoa; Arthropoda; Insecta; Hymenoptera; Halictidae
Source: RefSeq, a predicted model, not a curated record
GUCAUUAAUUUGACUACGAAGUGUUUACGGCAGUUCUGUAAACGCACAGAGACGAUAGAUUUGUGAGUUGCCAUUUUGUGCGUGUAUUUACGAUUAGUUUGGUUCGAAAUUUUCAAGCUCGUCGAUUUUUAGUAGUUUUUAUUUGUGUCGUUGUUAUAUUCUAGUAGUACGGAUACGAAACGGUCGUUUACAGUGUGUGAUAUGUGGUUUUCAUGUAGUGUUCUGGGUUAGUACCGGUUGCCGAGUAAACCGGUACGUAUUUGGAAGGAAAGUUCGUGUUAAGUACGGAAGAUGUCACUAUUGGGAACUCUAAGGCAAUUUCCGGUCUUUCAAGAGAAACGAUCGACGCAACGACAAAGGGCAGCAGCAGCAGCACGGUCGUCGUUUUAGCGUUGGGAUAUCGGAAGGGGGAGUCGAGCUCCGUACCGACGGUUGGCGAACGGACGAAGGGAAGACACCUGAAAAGCGUCUGAGGAAGCGGUGGGAAGAGCACCGUUUGGGUGGGCAAGGCGAGUAUCAUCGCGGUGACGACCCGCUCGCAUGCGACUACGCGAGACUCGGUGACGAGAAAAGACGAGGAACGACAAGAACCGCGGUAGCGGUCGACGGUGUUGCGAAAAGUGUUGUCGAAGGGCCGGCGUAAAAAGACGGAGAGACGGGGGAAUCGGAGUCGGAGGAGGAGGAAGAGGAAAAGAAGUUCGUGGCGUACGAGAGAAGACGAUCGAAUACCACCUUGAACACGAUAGCGAGGGGUGUACCGGAAGCGAGUGGGCGAAGUUCAGAGAGGGAAGCUGUGAAAACGGCGAGGAGAACGGAAAAACGGGGACACGAACACGGGGAUAGAGAUAGACGUUAGGAAUAAGAAUCGGAUCCGGAAGCGGAACCGACGGAAGGGCCGGAUUGUCCGAACAUUAGGGAAUAUCGGUGGAGGGCAGCUGCGAGACAGUAAAGUGAUGUGUUCGAUGGACGAGGCGCGUCUGGCGGGCGGAGGUCGGGGUAAAACAGACGCGUGUCGCGCGCGCUGCGAUUGCUUCGAAUCAUCGGUGAGAACAGGCGGGCAGUCGGUGAUCAGGCUGGCGGGCGCCGGGGAAACGUUUCAAAGGGCAUGGCGACCACGCCACUAGGCGGUCGCCUCCCUAACGUAAACCGCAAAGGACCAUCUCCGUUCGUCGGCGGUGGUGGUGGUAACAACGCUAAUUACGGCAACGGUAACGGUAUAGGUAUCGGUAACAACAAUAAUAACAACAACGAAACUGGUGGCAACAACGGCCAUCACAACAACAACAACAACAAUAAUAACCACAGUAAUAAGAACAACAAUCAUAGCAGCAGUGGUAGCAGUAGCGGAAACGGUAACAACAACAACAACAACAACAACAACGUUGGACACCGUAACAACAACAUCGGCGAGAGCAACGGUAACAACAGCAGCAGCAGCGGAGGCAGCAGCAAUAAUAACAACAACAACAACAUCAAAAACCGCGUCGACGGUCACGGAAAAGUUUGUGUGAUCGAGGGCGCCAACGACAACGACACCGAUCUCGUUGCCAGCGGUGGCAACGGUAGAAACGGUAGCAGCGCCCAAGGGCCCGGCCCGCCGUCCGGCUCCGUUACAGCCCCUUGUCCGCCGCCAAGCCCGGCGAGCGCGUCCGCCGCCGGACUGGCCGCCAAGCCGGAGCAGACCAAACUAGCCGCGGUCGCCGGUAACGGACCCUCCAUCAUCGUGACCAGUGACGACGCUAUGGACUCGGCGGGAAGUCCCCCGCCUGCCAAGAAACUCAAGACUUCAGCCUCUGAACCAAAGGACAUGUCCGACGUGUGCGUCGGGACCAGCGUGGGGACCAUUACCGAGCCAGAGUGUUUAGGACCCUGCGAGCCUGGUACGUCGGUUACUCUCGAGGGUAUCGUCUGGCACGAAACCGAAGGGGGUGUGCUAGUGGUGAACGUAACGUGGCGAGGGAAAACGUACGUGGGUACAUUGCUGGACUGCACUCGUCACGACUGGGCCCCGCCGAGAUUCUGCGACUCGCCGACCAGCGAUCUCGAUGCCCGGACGCCGAAGGGUCGCGGGAAACGCGGAAGGGCCGCGGCGAACGCGACACAGGGUAAUGACCUGAGCAACUUCACGGAGACGAGGAGUUCGGUGCACAGCAAGCUAAGGAACGGCGGCGCGAAAGGACGACGCGGAGCGCAGGGCUCGCCAGCGGCGAGUCCGAGUCCAGCCGCGUUCGUCCCACCUCGACCGGACCCGGCAGCUAAACGGAAAUCGCGGGGACCGGAGGAAGAAGACAAGAACAAGAGACGCGCCCCGCCGCCGACGCCUCCUAGCGGAUCCCCACCGGCGAGCCCGGUGCUGUUGGAAUGCCCGGAACCGAACUGCAACAAAAAGUACAAACACAUAAACGGACUGAAGUACCAUCAGAGCCACGCGCACGGCUCGGCGGACGACGAUGACACGAAAGAGGGUAUCACGAGCAUGUCGGAGAACGAUGAGAGCAACAUCGAGGCACCUAGCCCGGCGACACCGGUGAAAUCGCCGGCGGACAAGCCAGAGGGUACGCCGCUCAGGCCGUCCAGUCCCCCGGCCAGCAGUUUGCCGCCGGAAACGCCACCACCGCCGUCGAGGGUUGCCUCGCCUAGCAUAGAACCGCCAGCGCCGGUUCACAGCUCGGACAAGAGUAUCGUGAAGCCGGGUGUGCUGAGAUUCGGUCAGGACGACCUGCCCGCACCAUCGAACGCGAUGUCGAGUUCCGCGAGGCAGCAGUCCGUGCAACAGCAGCAACAACAGCAGCAGCAACAGCAGCAGCAAACGCAGCCAAGUCAAUCGUCGUUGGGUAGCAGUAACUCGCCGCAGAGCCCGAGUCCUCGCGCCAGCCAAUCGCCCAGGCCGAUACAGUCGCCUCAUCCGAGCGUGAACAACAUGCCCCCGCAGUUGAAUAUCCCGCAACCACCUCAGCCGUCCCAGAUGUCGCAGCAUCAACAACAGAAUUCCCUUAUGCAGCAGAACCAGCAGGCGCUGCAGCCUGGCCAGCCGACGGCGACCGCGUCGCAACAGCUUCAGUCGAGCCAACAGUCGCAGCAGCUUCAGUCUGCCGUUCAGCAGCAGCAGCAGCAGCUGUCGUCCGCGCACCAGCUCUCCGUGCAGCAUUCGCUGUCGGCGCAAUUGGGCCAGCCGACGCAGGCUCACGUGGUGCAGCAGCAAGCCGGAAUGCAGCAGCAGCAGCAACAGCAGCAGCAGCCACCGCCGCCGCAACCGACCGGCUUGCAGAGUAUCGGAAGCCAACAUCCGGGCCUUCAGGGUCUCGCUGCUCAGGUGUCGCAGCAGGCGGCCGCGGUGGUGGCGGCCGCGGCGGCGGUGGCGACCGGUCCACAGCAGACCGGACAUCCGGGCCAGACGGUGCAGUCGCAUCUGCAGCCGUACCAGAGCGUCUCGUUGCACGCGAAAAUGCCGCAAUUCAAGGUGAAACCGACCGCCGCGCUGAUGCCCGAGCAAGACAAGAGCAAGGACCCGCGCGCGACCAAGCCUCCGAGCUACAAGAAGAAAUCGAGAAAGUCGCCCGGAGGCAGCCCCCAUCCGUCUCCGUUGGAAGCGCCGAUCGUCGACUCCGGCAGGGACGACGUCCAGAGCCCGGCCUACUCGGACAUUUCCGACGACGCAGCGCCGGUCCUCGAAGCGGAGCCGACCGACAAAUCGAAGCAGGUGCAAGAGAAGGACGGCAAGGCUUCCGCGGCCGCUCACUUACCGGCGCACUUCAGCAUGUAUCCGUACUACGGGCAACCGCCUUACCUGGUGCCGAGCGUUCAAGAGAGCAAACCGAUCGAUCAGAAGCCGACAGAUCUUGUACCGAAGCAAGAGAUGAAGCCGCUGAAUAUACCGCAGAUGCCGACGAUGGCCAGCCUGCAGAGCGUGGUCGCGGAGAAGGAGAAGAAGGAGCUGAAUCAGUCGGUCCCGCAACCGCAGCAGCAGCCUCAUUAUUACGGUAGCUACGGUGGUUACAUGCCACCCGGUUACCCGUACCAGCCACCGCAAUCGGUGACGCAGCAGCAGCAACAGCAGCAGCAGCAACAACAGCAGCAGCAGCAACAGCAACAACAGCAGCAGCAGCAGGAGCAAGAGUUCCACGAUCAGAAGGCGAAGAUCAAACAGGAACCGCAACCGCAGCAGCCUAGCUUGAAGGACAAGCAACACGAGAAUCAUCAGAUACUGAAGGAAAGCAUCGAGAUGAAGAGCCAGAUGAGCCCGUAUCACGUGUAUCACGGAUCUCAGAGUCAGAGAGCAGGUCCCCCGCCGCCGCCGCCCGGCCCGAUGCAGGACGACAGAAGGUAUUACCUGUACCCGGCCGAUCAAAGGCGGAAAGAGGAGUCGAGCAAACAGAGCCAGCAGGCGAAGCCGCCUCCGCCGAGCCCGAAGCAUCAGCCGAAACAGGAGAAACCGCAAGACCUGGGGAAGAGCGACGACUCGAAGAACAAGCAAGAGGGCGUCAAGCCGACGAUGGAGACGCAAGGUCCUCCUCCGCCGACGUCACAGUACGCCUACAUUCAUCCUAGCUAUAUGCAGCCUCAGCAUUACGGCGCGUUACCGUUCGACCCCGGCCAUCCAGUGUACCGGGGUCUCAGUCCUAUGCUCGUGCCGGGGCCGUACUCCGGCAACCCGUACCUGCACCAGUUGCCUAGGUAUCACGCGCCGGAGGAUCUGAGUAGGCCCCCGGGCGGCAAAGCGUUGGAUCUGCUCCAGCACCACGCAAAUCAGUAUUAUUCGGCGCACAAGAUACACGAGCUUCAGGAGCGUGCGCUCAAGUCCCCUACCCCGAAAACGUCCACGGCCUCGGCGAGUCCCUCGUCGGCGGGGCCGACUCCGUCGAGGCCGCCCAGCGGACCGCCCAGCUCGGUGGCCGGCGCGGCUGGAGGCGCCGGCCCCGGGCCGCCGCAGCCUCAGGGACAGCAACCGUCGUCGAAGCAGCAGAACCAACAGGGUGGUCAGCAACCGCAGCAGCAAUCGGCCGUCGACGCUGGGACCGGAACCUUGCCGAAAGACAAUAGAUCGCCCCCGCCUCAGCGACACGUUCACACGCAUCAUCACACGCACGUGGGCUUAGGCUAUCCCCUUCUAACCGGACAAUACCCCGCCCCCUACGGAGCGGCAAUGCUGGCGAGUCAGCAGGCCGCCGCGGUAGCCGCAUCGGUGAUCUCGCCAUUCCCGCCCAAGUGACCCGCGGCCCCCGGUCCCGUACUAGCUGCCGGAACGACCGGACCCACCUCCGCACAAACUCACCAUACGUCUCAUCAUCCUCCACCGGUCAGCGGGGCGACCGCUGCGGGACAUCCGCACCCUGCCGCCGCCGGCAGGCAACCCUAGGAUACGGCACCCCUCGAGAAUACCGCUAAUUCGAGCCUGUUGCUUCUACUUCGAUAACGCCCCGAUGACGUUCGACGGCCAUCGUCUGUCUACCCUGCCGUCAGCGUGCACCAGCUAGCCGACAGUUGCCUGCCCGACCCACCUGCCACCGUGCGCCGGCCUCUUUGUAGCCGUCGGCUCCAACGUCUCUCCCCUCUGGACAAUCGCAGCUCCGCCGACGUUCGCGGGCAUCCCGGUUCAAGACGAAAGAGAGGCGGCGAGAGAACAGACGAACGGACAGGAUGAACAAAGAGAUUAGGGACGAGGAGGAUAAUGUGAACCUCUCCGAUAGGUGAACGAUCUAGGCAAGCGAUCGCGUGGUCGGUUCCAGCGUCGCUCAUCGUACGCCUCCACGCUUCGUGAAUCGAUGGCCGAUGGAACAACGGAGACACCGUUCGAGCGGCCCGAUGACAAGGCGCGACGUAUCACGCGGCGGGAAACACCCUCGGCAAGGCGAAGCGACACCGAAGCACGUACUUAAGAUCCGAUCGGAGCGCGCGCGUGUUCGUUCCCAUUCUUCGCGGUACCGUUGCUCCGCCCGACGGACGGUAUUCCAUUUCGAUUCGAUCGACGCUCGACGAUGGUCCGUCGAAGAUCGUGCUUCGCACGGAAGCCGAGGGGGACGUAGGCAACAAGCGAAGAACUUCUCGAGGAUUAUGCCGACGAACGGGUCACGCGUGUCGCGGAGGAAAUCGCGUUCGUUCGGGUGAACGCGAGCGAGGGUAGCGAUUGUCCGGAGCUACGAAGCAGCGGUGAACGCGUCGUCGAGCGCGCGCUGGUGCGGCAACCUGGACACCCGGUGAGAACGUGUUCGACGGUGCCUCCAGAGCUAGAGUGGGACGUCGGACGCGUCGGCUUCGAAAACGCUUCCAGCAGCUGCGCGCGGGGGGAAGGCCGCGCCGCGAUCAUCGAAGGACGGAAACGCGCGAGAGGAAGACGGCGAGGAAGAGCGCCGCGUUGAUCUUGUCCCAGGCAUCGGCUUCCUCGAUGCCCGCGCACGAUCAUCGUUCGUCGCGCGGGGACGGACGAAAGCGCGAGGCGAGCCUCUCGGACCGCGCGCCGCGCGCCCACGAACCAAUUUCAGUUGUUUCCACCUUUUCUUUUUUAUCUGCCUGUCGUCUGUCUGCGCGACGCGAGACCACCCCGACUUUCGCUCUCACUCGACCGCGGUCAGAGUCGAAGCAAC